AUGUGGAGGCGCGUAGCUUCAGUUUCUCAUCUGUUUUCUCAUUCUAAAUCAACCAAAUUUAACCAGGGAGCAAGCACAUUCAAGAUUUGGGAAACAUUUACCUCAGAAUCAGAGAUACCAACUCCGUCGAAAGGUUCUCCGUUCGUAACUUUUGUUUUAGGUGGCCCUGGCAGUGGAAAAGGUACUCAGUGUGCAAAGAUAGUUGAGGCAUUUGGGUUCACUCAUGUAAGUGCAGGAGAUUUGUUGAGGAGGGAAAUAGCUUCUGGUAGCGCAUAUGGCUCUGUGAUUCUUAGUACAAUUAGAGAAGGAAAAAUAGUACCCUCUCAAGUGACAGUCGAACUCAUUCAAAAGGAGAUGGAAUCAAGUGACAAUUAUAAGUUUCUGAUUGAUGGGUUCCCUCGAAGCGAGGAGAACCGCAAGGCAUUUGAACAAACUAUUGGCGCAGAACCGGAUGUUGUGCUUUUCUUUGACUGUCCUGAACAAGAGAUGGUGAAGCGAGUACUAAAUCGUAAUCAGGGCCGAGUUGAUGAUAAUAUUGACACAAUCAAGAAGCGCCUUGAAAUAUUCGAUGAAUUAAAUUGGCCUGUUAUCAAUUACUACUCACAGAGGGGAAAACUUCACAAGAUCAACGCAGUGGGAACAGUCGAUGAAAUAUUUGAAAAAGUUCGACCAAUUUUUGCUCCAUUGAGUACUCUGUCUUCUCUCUUUGGCAAAGAUCACUGCGAAGAGUGGAAGUUUGUACCCAAAGAAGCAUCGUGA
Prunus armeniaca (apricot) is the source of this 759-nucleotide messenger RNA. NCBI's taxonomy places the organism in Eukaryota, Viridiplantae, Streptophyta, Magnoliopsida, Rosales, Rosaceae. The record is from the annotation of a GenBank genome assembly.